Messenger RNA from Acanthamoeba castellanii str. Neff, 1173 nucleotides. RefSeq lists its product as uncharacterized. NCBI's taxonomy places the organism in Eukaryota, Discosea, Longamoebia, Acanthamoebidae. The transcript is spliced from 11 exons. The record is from RefSeq and is a predicted model, not a curated record. Bases 1 to 1173 code for a protein of 390 amino acids.
AUGGGUUGCAUCUGGUUGAUAGCGGAGCGCAGCGAGCUCUUGAAGCAGUAUCUCUGCAAGCUUCUGGAAACGGUCAAGGCUUGGACCGUUUUAGAGACGGAGCCGCAAGGGAGAGAGGAGUCGCUCAUGUGCGUCAUCCUCUGCCAUUGCCCCGCCCUCACAGAUGUCACACUCCGCAACAAUCCGCGGUUCACGGGCGAGUCGGCUUGCAAGUGGCUCAAGGACCACAAGACGCCACUCCACGCGCUCGACUUGUCCGGAUGCGACCAACUCAGCGAUGCACUCCUCGAUCUCCUGCCUACGUCUGUCCAUGCGAAAUCGCUUCAAUCCUUGUGCCUCGACGGCGCUGUUUUGCUGUCCAAGGCCGCCCUUGUGGCUUGCUUCACGCCCGCUGAAGAUGAACCCGAUCGCUGGCAGGCCCUCGGCCAGCUGCACCUGGCCGGAAUACCGGCCGUUGACCCCGAGGUUGGUUGCAAGCCGCGGCAGUGUGUCCCCUUUGUCCCGCAGGGCGCCCGGUUGGUGAUCGAAACGGUCUGCCGGUCAUGCGUGGCAUUGAGGGACUUUAGCUUCCUGGAGACGUCAGCCGAUGACUCGGCCCUCGCACACAUUCCCACGGAUAUGCGCAAGGGUUUGGGCGUGCCGUACAAUGAGAUCUUCCAUCUGGCCAACGCGCUGCCCUCGCUCGAGGAAUUCCAGACCACCACUGGUUCGACGUUCCUGUUCACCGGCAACUCGCCGGCGGUUAUACGGUUCUCGCCCCAGGCCAACCUGUUCCAGCGCGAGCACACGGACGGUAAACGCGAAAUCCUGUACCACGUGCACCACGGAGCGGCGGCGUUCCUGCGAGGAGAAACCUCGACAUUCCACCUUCGUAAUGCGAACCUGCACAAAUCCAUCGCUGACACAGUGCAUACACUCACGCAAGCUACGUUCAACCCGCACUCCCAGCCGGGCAACCUCAUCCGUCCCUUGGUUCCCGGCGUCACUCACCUCACUGCGCUCUUCUACAAUUCCUCCAUGCGCAAGGUGGAGUCUCGUCCGCCCCAUAUCAUCAGCAUCAAUGGCGGAUACAUGAAUAUCACAGCCUUCACCGAGCACGUGUUCAACGUAGCUCCGCGCCAGAACUUGACCGUGGUCCUCGCGCUCUACUUCCAGCUCGUCCUCGCCAAGUGA